Gilbertella persicaria is the source of this 452-nucleotide messenger RNA. Its product is annotated as DNA-directed RNA polymerase. Gene Ontology annotation, cellular component: RNA polymerase II, core complex. The record is from RefSeq and is a predicted model, not a curated record. NCBI's taxonomy places the organism in Eukaryota, Fungi, Mucoromycota, Mucoromycetes, Mucorales, Choanephoraceae. The transcript has 3 exons. Bases 21 to 452 code for a protein of 143 amino acids. Gene Ontology annotation, biological process: transcription by RNA polymerase II. Gene Ontology annotation, molecular function: protein dimerization activity; DNA binding.
AAGAAAAAAAACCAACACAUAUGAACGCUCCUGACCGUUUUGAACUCUUUGUUAUUCCUGAAGGAAGAAAAAAGGUGGAGAUGGAAGUCGACACCAAGAUUCCAAACGCUGCCACUUUUACUAUUGAACGUGAAGAUCACACACUUGGAAAUAUUUUAAGAGGUCAACUCUUAAAAGACCCUCGAGUUUUAUUUGCAGGUUAUAAAGUGCCUCACCCUCUUGAACACAAUUUUGUGAUUAAAGUGCAGACAGUGCCUGGCACAUCGCCUGGAAAAGCAUUAAAGGAUGCAACAUCAGAACUUAUUUCAGAAGUGAAUGCAUUAAAGAACAAAUUUGACAUGGAAGUCAUUCGUCAUCGUACCUUUGAAGAUGCCAAAGCUUCUCAACCAGGCUAUGAAGUUGAUGCUAUGAACACUAUGGAUCAUCAUGCUGGUAUGGAUGUUGAUUUUUAG